Cricetulus griseus (Chinese hamster) is the source of this 1100-nucleotide messenger RNA. The record is from RefSeq and is a predicted model, not a curated record. Lineage: Eukaryota; Metazoa; Chordata; Mammalia; Rodentia; Cricetidae.
AUGUCCAGAGAGCAGAAGACCUCCUUGCUCCCCAAGUUUCCAUGCUCCAUCCUCCGGAAGAAGUCGAAAAAUGCUCUGCAAAUCAGUCUCCAGGCAGUUGAAGAUCAGCUAAAGAUAUGUGGCCACAGGAGGGAUAUUGAUGUCUUCGAACUGUUCCUCUCUAAAAAGGAUCUGACAGAAGUUGUUGAUCUUUCUAGAUUUAAAAAAUUAAAAUAUUUAUGGCUCCAUCAUAAUAAGCUACAUGGAAUAGCAUUUCUAACUAGAAACUAUUGUCUGGCAGAACUGUAUCUACACAACAAUGAAAUAUAUGAGAUAGAAGGCCUGCAUAAUUUGCCUUCAUUGCAUAUUCUUACGUUGCACCACAAUGAGCUGACAAACAUUGACGCUACGGUGAAGGAACUAAAGGGGAUGCAGAAUCUGAAGAUCCUAAGUCUGCACCAAAACCCUUUAUCCCAAUAUAACCUCUACCGUUUGUAUGUUAUCUACCACCUUCCGGGAGUGGAGCUGCUUGAUCAGAAGCAAGUUACAGAGAAAGAGAGAAGAUCCAUGGUUACCAUUUUUAACCAUAAGAAAACUCAUAUCAUUCAAUCGAUAGCAUUCGGAGGAAAAGUGGAUGCCUCUUGGAACCCCAAGUUACCAAUAAGGCAAAAACAACUUCAAAGACUUCCCUCAGAUUUUGCAUUUGGAGAUAAUGUUGACAAGACAGUGUUUGAUGACCCUGAAGAUGCUGUGUUUGUAAGAUCCAUGAAGAGAUCAUUGAUGGCCAUUACCUCCAUGAACUGGGACACCGUCCCAACACGAAAGGAAAAGUAUGAAGAGAAGAAAAAGAUAAAGCCAUCCCAAAUGGUCAUGAUAUCCCUGAGAUAACAGUACUUCCAGAAAUCCUGGUGCUGUUCAGGUGUAUGUUAAAAUGACCCUAUGACUUAGCAUAUUACACAGUUAUUGCAACCUGAAGUUAAUACAUAGAACAAUCAGUAAUGGAAAAAUGAUCCCUACACUAUAGGCUUCUUAAAAAUUUUGUUGCCCAUGAAUAUAGGAAUGUACUUAAAUUCUAAGUAUAAACCUCAACACAUAUCCUCUAAAAUAAACAAGGUCAUGUA